Messenger RNA from Myripristis murdjan (pinecone soldierfish), 8560 nucleotides. Its product is annotated as plexin-A2-like. Gene Ontology annotation, molecular function: semaphorin receptor activity; protein binding. The coding region runs from base 500 to 6241 and encodes 1913 amino acids. The record is from RefSeq and is a predicted model, not a curated record. The transcript is spliced from 32 exons. Gene Ontology annotation, cellular component: semaphorin receptor complex; plasma membrane. Lineage: Eukaryota; Metazoa; Chordata; Actinopteri; Holocentriformes; Holocentridae. Gene Ontology annotation, biological process: regulation of cell migration; semaphorin-plexin signaling pathway.
AUCAAUCCCGGAGCAAGUGAAAGGGUCACUUGAUACCGGCUCAUCUUCAGCGAUUAACGAACAGAUGCCCACUGCUGUCCAGAUGACUUUAUAGGCGGAGCGGCGGCGCUUAGAAUAAACCAACCUAGCAAUUCCUACCGCUGUAUCUGGGAUCUACACACUCUCUCUCCCCUUCUCUCUCACACAUACACACACACACACACACACACACACACACACACACACACACACACACACACACACACACACACACACACACACACGCACAUCUCCACUGACUGAGUGAGACGCGGGACGUACCCAAAUCCCAGGGAGAGGACCGGAUCAGCGCUGUUCAUGAAUGAGUCUCCUCUUAUUUCAAGAAUGAUGUGAAGAUCACCGGAGAGGAAACAGAACACACUUCAGCACAUCUUCCUCUGUACAACCCUGCUCAUUGCUGACACACGAUCCCAGUUGUUUCGUCUGUCCCUGUUUGUUUGGUUUUCAUUUCCGGAGCCUUAUGGGAAUGGGAACGUGCUUGGAUAAAGGAUGGACUUACUGCGGCCUUACCAAAGGUCACCGUCCUCCGAAGGUCAUGUCAUGGCCCCUGGCAUUGUGGCUACUGACUCUAAUCUCUGUGAAUCAAAAGGCAACCGUUGGACAGUCCCUGAGCACCUUCCAGUCAGAGAGGAGGGAGUGGCCUCUCAACCACCUGACCGUGCACCAGUCCACCGGGGCCGUGUACGUCGGGGCGGUCAACCGAAUCUACAAGCUGUCGCCCAACCUCACCCUCCUGGUGUCCCAUGACACGGGGCCAGAGUAUGACAACAAGGCCUGCUAUCCUCCUCUGAUCGUCCAGCCCUGCUCUGAACCCCUAGCCUCCACCGACAACGUCAACAAACUCCUGCUCAUCGACUACUCCCACAACCGGCUGCUGGCCUGCGGCAGCCUCUACCAGGGCGUCUGCAAGCUGAUGAGGCUGGACGACCUGUUCAUCCUUGUGGAGCCCACGCAUAAGAAGGAGCACUACCUGUCCAGCGACAACCGGACGGGGACGAUGUACGGAGUGGUCGUGUCCUCACAGGGCCCGGAUGCCACUCUCUACGUCGGCACGGCUGUUGGCGGGAAGCAGGACUACUUCCCGACCAUUUCCAGUCGCAAGCUACCGCGCGACCCGGAAUCCUCGGCGAUGCUGGACUAUGAGCUCCACACCGACUUUGUUUCCUCUCUCAUCAAAAUCCCCUCAGACACGCUGGCCCUCGUCCCGCGCUUUGACAUCUACUACAUCUACGGGUUUGCCAGUGGCGGCUUUGUCUACUUCAUGACUGUUCAGCCGGAGACGCCGGAGAACGGGAUGCCUGCUGGCAGCUCCCCCGGCGAUCUCUUUUACACCUCUCGCAUCAUCCGCCUUUGUAAAGGUGACAAGAAGUUCCACUCCUAUGUGUCACUGCCGGUGGGGUGCGUACACAGAGGUGAGGAGUAUCGUCUACUCCAGGCGGCUUACCUGUCCAAGGCUGGCAGGGUUCUGGCAAGGUCCCUAAACAUCAGUGCCCAGGAGGAUGUGCUCUUUGCUGUGUUCUCUAAGGGACAGAAGCAGUAUCAUGACCCUCCCGAUCAUUCUGCCCUCUGUGUUUUCACCAUCCAAAACAUCAACACCCGCAUCAAAGAGCGCCUGCAGUCCUGCUACCAGGGCGAGGGCAACCUGGAGCUGCACUGGCUGCUGGGAAAGGACGUGCAGUGCACCAAGGCGCCUGUUCCCAUCGAUGAUCACUUCUGUGGCCUGGAUAUAAACCAGCCCCUGGGGGGGUCCCAGCUGGUGUCAGGCCUGACCGUGUACACUGAGACCAGGGACAGGCUGACCUCUGUCACCUCGUACGUCUACAACGGACAGAGCGUGGCCUUCCUGGGCACCAGGAGUGGACGGCUGAAGAAGGUCAGGGUGGAUGGGCUUCUGGAGGGAGGAGUGCUGUACGAGACAGUGACCGUGAUGAAGGAUAGCAGCCCGAUCCUGCGGGACAUGGCCUUCUCGCUGGACAGGAACUCUCUCUAUGUCAUGUCUGACAGUCAGGUGGCCCAGGUCCCUGUGGAGGCCUGUGAGCAGUACGGCACAUGUGCGGAGUGUCUGAGCUCUGGUGACCCCCACUGUGGCUGGUGUGUGCUGUUUAACAUGUGCUCCAGGAAGGACCGGUGUCAAAGGGCGGACGAACCCUUCCGUUUCGCCACCAACAUUGACCGCUGUGUGAAGGUUAUUGCGCACCCAGACAGCAUUGCUGUGUCAGCACAUAGUGUUCCUCUUCUGCUGGAAGUGAAUAAUGUUCCUGACCUCUCUGCUGGGAUCACCUGCUCCUUCGGUCAACAAGCCCAGGUGGAGGGUCACGUCAAUGGGAACAGGGUCAUGUGUCUGUCCCCCGCUGGCAAGGAGGUCCCACAGAUACCAGAAGGACAAGACUGGUCCGGUGUAGAGCUUCGCCUCAACUCCAAAGAGACGGGUCAGAUGGUCGCCAGCACAGAGGUCAAGUUCUACAACUGCAGCAUGCAUCACACGUGCCUGUCCUGUGUGAACAGCACCUUCCGCUGCCACUGGUGUAAAUACCGCAACCUGUGCACCCACGACCCGAGCAGCUGUUCCUUCCAGGAGGGCCGGGUCAAUGCCUCAGAGGACUGCCCUCAGCUUCUUCACUCUGGGGAGAUUCUGAUCCCGGCCGGCGAGGUCCGUCCCAUUACCCUGAGGGCCCGCAACCUUCCCCAGCCGCAGUCGGGCCAGCGGGGCUACGAGUGUGUGGUGCACGUGCAGGGUGUCAGCCACCGUGUCACCGCGCUGCGCUUCAACAGCACCAGUGUGCAGUGCCAGAACAGCUCGUACAUGUAUGAGGGUGUGAAGAUCAGUGACCUGGCAGUGGACCUCUCCAUCGUAUGGAACGGCAAUUUCAUCAUCGACAAUCCCGAGAAGAUUAAAGUGCACCUCUACAAGUGCAGUGCCCAGAGGGACAGCUGUGGCAUGUGUCUGCGGGCAGAGAGGAAGUUCCAGUGUGGCUGGUGCAGCGGUGAGGGCCGAUGCACCAUGAGGCAGCACUGCCCGCCCAUCUCCCCUUACGCGAGCCGCUGGCUGGACCUUUCUGCAAGGAACGUCAAGUGUACCAACCCGCGCAUCACUGAGGUGAGUCCGGUGGCAGGGCCCUUAGAGGGCGGCACUCUGGUCACCAUCCAGGGCCUGAACCUGGGCCUGUCCUUCUCUGAGCUGGAGGGCAACGUGGAGGUAGCGGGGGUCCAGUGCACCCCACGGGAGGAGGGAUACAUCACCGCAGAACAGAUUGUAUGUGAGAUGACCGCAGCCCCCAAGGGAAGCACACCAGGUCCAGUUCAGCUGUGCGUUGGCGAGUGCCGACCGGAGCUACGCACGCAGUCGUCCCAACUCUACUCAUUUGUGACCCCUUCGAUGCUGGCACUGACCCCAGGCAGAGGACCCGAGUCUGGGGGCACCAAGGUCACCAUUGUCGGGGAGAACCUUGGCGCCGGCAGCACCGUUAAUGUCCUCUUUGGCAAUCAGACCUGUGAGCUGUACAGGAGGACCAUGUCGGAGAUUGUGUGUUUUUCUGCGCCCUCUGUGACCGGGGCAGGACCAGUCCGGGUCAGUUUGAGUGUCGACCGGGCCAAAGUCCCUGGGAGUCUGGCCUUCGAGUACAUAGAAGACCCCACAGUCCAGCGCAUUGAACCCCAGUGGAGCAUCACCAGCGGGCACACCACCCUAACAGUGACUGGCACCAACCUGGAUGUGGUUCAGGAGCCGCGGGUCAGAGUCAAAUAUGCCGGCCACGAGUCUGUCAAUGUGUGCAAGGUGCUCAAUACCACCACCAUCAGCUGUUUUGCCCCCUCCCUGAAAGCAGAGUAUACCCCCGACCAGGAGACCAUCAAACAUGUGGAUGAGUUUGGAUUUGUGUUCAACAACGUGCAGGCCCUGCUCACUUACAACAACACGAGCUUCAUCUACUACCCCAACCCUUACCUGGAGCCCCUCAGCCUCUCCGGGGUCCUGGAGCAGAAACCUGGUGCUCCCAUCAUACUCAAAGGACGUAACCUGGUGCCAUCUGCGUCAGGGGGAGCCAGGCUGAAUUACACAGUGCUGAUCGGAGAUACUCCCUGCUCCCUCACCGUCUCUGACACACAGCUGCUCUGCGAGCCACCCAACCUCACCGGGCAGCACAAAGUCCUGGUGCAAGUCGGCGGUCUCCACAUCUCUCCAGGAGCAGUCCACAUCCGCUCGGACAGCCUGCUCACACUUCCCGCCAUCCUCAGCAUCACAGCCGGAGGAGGGCUGCUCCUCAUCAUCGUCAUCAUCGUCCUGCUUGCCUACAGGCGGAAGUCACACGAGAAUGACCUCACUCUCAAGCGCCUGCAGAUGCAGAUGGAUAACCUGGAGUCCCGGGUGGCUCUGGAGUGUAAGGAAGCCUUUGCAGAGCUACAAACGGACAUCAACGAGUUGACCAGCGACCUGGACAGAGCCGGCAUCCCCUACCUCGACUACCGCACUUACACCAUGAGGGUUCUCUUCCCCGGCAUCGAUGACCAUCCUGUCCUCCGAGAGCUGGAGGUGCCAGGGAGCGGGCAGGCGAACGUGGAGAGAGCCUUGAAGCAGUUUGCUCAGCUGGUGAACAACAAGGUUUUCCUGCUGACAUUCAUCCGCACCCUUGAGCUGCAGCGCUCCUUCUCCAUGCGAGACCGCGGCUACGUGGCCUCGCUCAUCAUGACCGCUCUGCAGGGACGGCUGGAGUACGCCACUGACGUCCUCAAACACCUCCUGUCAGACCUCAUCGAGCGCAACCUGGAGAGCAAAAACCACCCCAAGCUGCUGCUGCGCAGAACGGAGUCAGUGGCAGAGAAGAUGCUGACAAAUUGGUUUGCCUUCUUGCUCCACAAAUUUCUCAAGGAGUGCGCUGGCGAGCCUCUCUUCAUGCUUUUCUGUGCCAUCAAACAGCAAAUGGAGAAGGGGCCCAUAGACUCCAUCACAGGAGAGGCGCGCUAUUCCCUCAGUGAGGACAAACUUAUCCGACAGCAGAUUGAAUAUAAGACGCUGACGCUGAGCUGUGUGAACCCAGACAAUGAGAACAGCCCAGAAAUUCCUGUCAAGGUGCUCAACUGUGACACCAUUACCCAGGUAAAGGAGAAGAUCCUGGAUGCGGUGUACAAGAACAUGCCCUACUCCCAGCGGCCUCGGGCUGCAGAUAUGGACCUAGAGUGGCGGCAGGGCAGGACGGCACGCGUGGUCCUGCAGGAUGAAGACAUCACCACGAAGAUCGAGAGUGACUGGAAGAGACUCAACACGCUCAUGCACUACCAGGUGUCGGAGCGCUGUGUGGUGGCCUUGGUGCCGAAGCAGAUGUCCUCCUUCAACAUCCCCUCGUCAGCCAGCUUCCCACGCAGUAUCAGCAGAUACGGUGUGGAUGUACCCUUCCGCUCCACCCCCACCAGCCCGGACAGCCCCCACUCUCGCGUGCCCAUGCUGACCCCUGACCUGGAGAGCGGGGUCAAGGUCUGGCACCUGGUCAAGAAUCACGACCACGGGGAUCAGAAGGAGGGUGAGCGCGGCAGCAAGAUGGUGUCUGAAAUCUACCUGACACGGCUCCUCGCGACAAAGGGCACACUCCAGAAGUUUGUGGAUGACCUGUUUGAGACCUUGUUCAGUACGGUGUGUCGAGGCACCGCCCUGCCUCUCGCCAUCAAAUACAUGUUCGACUUCCUGGAUGAGCAGGCCGACAGACACGGCAUCCACGACAUGGACGUUCGCCACACCUGGAAGAGCAACUGCCUGCCACUGCGCUUCUGGGUAAACGUGAUCAAGAACCCGCAGUUUGUGUUUGACAUCCAUAAAAGCAGCAUCACGGAUGCCUGCCUGUCUGUGGUGGCCCAAACUUUCAUGGACUCCUGCUCGACGUCUGAACACCGUCUGGGCAAAGACUCACCCUCCACCAAACUGCUUUAUGCCAAGGACAUACCACAUUAUAAAAGCUGGGUGGAAAGGUACUACGCUGACAUCAACCGCUUGCCUGCCAUCAGCGAUCAGGAUAUGAAUGCCUAUCUGGCUGAACAGGCCCGCCUUCACUCCAACGAGUUCAAUGUGCUCAGUGCCCUCCAUGAGAUCUAUGCCUACGUCAGCAAGUACAGCCAAGAGAUCACUGAGGCGCUUGAGCAGGAUGAACAGGCCCAGAAGCAGAAGCUGGCUUACAAGGUGGAGCAGAUCAUCUCAGCCAUGUCGACAGAGAGCUGAGACAUACACACACACAUACACACACACACAUACACACACACACGCACACAGACACACCCUCACAGAAACACACUCAGAGAGAUAGUUAUGUACGCGAGGACACUGAAGAGACUUUAUGGACCUAAACAGAGUAAAAAGGCAUGUGGUACACACACGUGCAUGUAUGCACACCAACACACAUAUACAUGCACGCAUGAACACACAGAGAGAGUUAGUGAUGUACGCAGAGACAUCACAGAGAUUUAUGGACCUAUAAACAAACAAACACACACACAUACAUGCAUACACCCGCACACACAUAUUCAGAUGUACAUACACAGUCCACAGAAAACCACAGCACACAUCAAACAGCAGACCGUCCCAAAGCACGACUUUUGGAUCCACUGUCAUCACGUUUUUUUUCUGAAGAAACUCCAAAAGGCAAACAUCCAAGUUCCAAAACGCUCCUAUAGAGAGAGGAUUUGGGCCAUCACGGCUGCUGAAGUUGCCGCCAAUUCUUUUCCACCGGGUAAUGGCUUGUCUUUGUAGUCGCUGGUUAUGCUAAAUGUGUGCGGCGUGGCUUUGUAGCGGGAGCUGUGAAGAGAAUAGCACUUAACACAGAACGACUCAACUUGAAAAAGUCACCGCGAGAGCUCAGCUAAGACGGGAGCCAAGUUAACGGGAUGGCACAUGUGAGGAGACAAGACUAGCAGUACUUUUUUUUUUUUUUUCCAAAUAUGAAGGACACUGAUUCACACUACAUAUCAUAGACUUGGCCUUGGAGUGAGAUUGUUAUUUGGAGCGGACGUUAUUCUGUGUCAUAAAGCCUUUUUCCUAUAGCCUUUUAAAGGCCUACAAAGGGAGAAGACGAAAGACUCUGGUGUUGUGAAGUAUCUUCAUCCCGACUGAAGCUCCAUUUCAAAGGCUAUUUGUUUGGUGAAGAUUUUCUGAAGUAACAUUGAAAACAGUCAACACAAAGCUCGUCAUUGACAGGGUGAGGGUCAGAUUCUUCAAUAAUCCUCCAGUGACAAAGCAUUAACUUGGAAUUUGGAGUAUUUGUAUAGACAUAUCCAGACCCAAGCCCUGGUUUUUAGUGCCAAAUAUAAUAUUUCUCAUGUUUCAUUCAUGUUAAAUGCUCCUGUAGAAGCUAUUAAUAAUAGAUGCCAUUGUUCAGAAGGAUCCCAUUUGAGAUAGACAAUUUUUUGUACAGUAAUGAUCUAUAGACCACUAAAUCAGCCAUUCAAAGAUAAGUGAAGACCAAAUUGAAUUGUAGCAGAAGCAUGAUUAAUGACACUAUAACCCUGAUCACGGUUCAGAUUAGCCUCACUCUGGCUAACGGCAUCACUCUCCCACCCUCCCCGUCUCAUCAGUCAUUGUUUACAUUGAACAUUUGAUACUUGAAAUGCACCAAGUGUACAAAAUAUUAAGAACACCUGCUCCUUCUGUGAAAUAAUGUAGCUGGGCUUAUUGAGAUAAAGAGAGGGAGGAGACAAGUUAAAGAGGGAUUAGCUGAGGAAAUAAGACAUAAGGGGACAUGGGUUGUGCAAAAGGGAAUAUUAGAGAGGUGUUGCCCAUAUUUUGUACACCAAGUGAAUAUAUGAUUAAUGAUCCAUGUUUUUAUCUGCAAAUGAUCCCACUAAUGCUCAUGUCUUUUUGUUAGUUGCCUGCACUCUCCUCCCUUUGCAUCCUGUUUCCAUGUGUCAUUGUGUAAUUCCCAACUUUGAGUUUCACGUGCAAAUGUGCAUUUUAUUUAAUGCUUGUUCUUUUCUUGCUGCUGUAUUUAUAGUGCCAUAUCCAAACUUUAAAAUGAUUAUCACGAUGACAAAUUUGGAUCUCUGUGGGAUUUCAUUGAGUCAGAGUUUUAUUUUUGCCUGUCUGUUUGUGAUUCGUCCAUCGCAAUGAUGAAAAAUGAAAUUCAUCCUGUGCACGAGAAUAUUUUAUUGGUCCCCAUAAAAGUCACUGUGACUAUCUAUCUAUUGGCAUCAUUCUGGAGAGCUGCUCCGUUUUUACCAUUUUAGUAUCAAUGGGAUUAUUGUACUCCCUAAAAGGACCUUGAUUCAUGUUAAUCCAGAGGAGCAAGAUAAAAUAAGAUAAAUAAUUAAUAGAUUUCCUGUUAAGUGUUGAAAUAUGACAGAGAACCAGUCCCUCUAUUAUACACUGUUUCAUGUGUGUUUUGAUGAUAAUUUAUAAAUGUGUUGUGCAAUAAAUUGUCUGACAUUUAAACUUUAAUCUUUUUUUAAACUAUAUAUUAUUGUAUAAAUACUGUACAUACAAAACACUCCUAUUUUGCAAGCAAAUGAUUCACUUUGUACUGUUGUUAUACAUUAAAUGCGCAGCUGA